CAAACUGACGUUUUUCUCUCUUUUGAGCAAAUAAUCAAAAAUAACAUAGAUUGAUAAUCAGUGUGAAUUUGCUAGCUCGGUGUAAUUCGUGAAACAAAUUUGUGUGGAUUGUUUUAGUUUAAAGAAAGUUAGAAUUUGAGUUUUGAAAGAUAUUAAUGACCAGCAAGCCAAGGAAUAAAAAAAAUAAAUAACAUUAUUAAGGAAGUAAAAAUACAAACUUAAAUCUAAUAAGAUGUGGUGCAUAGCUUAGUGUGGAAUAGUGAAAAUAUAACUUGAUGUAUUCGAGUAUGCACUCAAAAGAAUCGAAAAUAUUCAAAGCGUUGAAAUACAGAUUGAUGAAAGAGAAAAAUUGAAUAUCUAAUAAAACGUUAAAUUCAACAAUUAAAACGCGGAAAUAACUGGGCAUUUAAUUAUAAUACGUGUCGCGACGCGACAAGGCUGUUGCAAUUGCAACUCGCCAAUCAAAAUUUCCCUUCUCCCGUGUAACAAACCGAACGUCGGGCCUAAUGAAAAUGGUAGAUAAAUCGUCCAAGUUGGAUAAAUUUAGCGCCAACAUGGGCGUCAGCGGCACCGGUGCAGGUGGCAGUGGUGGGGGUGGAAGUGGUGUCAACAGUGGUUAUACGACUGGUGCUGGCGGUGUAUUGCAGACUGGUGUUGGCAGUCAAAACGGCCAGAAGCCGGUGCCAAUGAAACUUUUCGCUGCUUGGGAAGUGGAUCGCACACCACCAAAUUGCAUGCCAAGACUCUGCUCGUUGACGAUAACGCGCCUAUCCAUACUGACACCGUUGCCCGGCGAUAUGACGUCACUAACGUUGGCCGUCAAGAUGCAGAGCUCCAAGCGCACACUGCGCUCGCACGAGAUACCCAUAAACAGCAGUGGUUUUACGCAAAGUGGCGCUUCCGGUGGGACAGUAACCGGCUCCACGGCCCCCAACAGUGCUGCUGGCGGCGGCGGAGGCGUUGGCGGCAACAUGCUACAGCAGAGCAACUCCGCAGCUGCGCUGAUCGGCGGUGGCGGCGGCAGUGGCAGUGCACAAAUGGGUUCGGCCAUAAUUGGCACACCCGGAAAUAUUGGAAACACGGGCAUUGGCAUUGGCGGAAGUGGUAGCGGUGCGUCCAUGACGAUGGGCGGUUAUGGCGGUGUCGGAGGCGGUGCCACGACGAUGCCGCUGGCGGAGACUGAACUGGAUCUACACUUCAGCCUGCAGUAUCCGCAUUUUAUUAAGCGCGAUGGCAAUAGCAAUCGCAUUGGCUACAAUUUACCCUUUUCUCCCUUCUCACGCUCAAAUGCACAUAGACUGGUUAUAUUGUUGCAACGACGCAAAAAAUACAAAUCACGCACCAUACUGGGCUACAAGACCCUGGCCGAGGGUAUCAUACGCAUGGAUGCAGUGCUGCAAAAGUCCAUGGACAUGACGGUCGAACUGACGGCAACUGGCAAGAACGGCCGACUGGGCACCACGGUGGCGUGUCUGCGCGCCGAACGCGUCUCCUCCAUUCCAGUUGAUCAAGACAAUAAGAAUAAUAACAGUGUGCUACUAGCAGAUCGCGUUGCUGAGUAUUCGGACGAGGAUGAAGAAGGCGAGUUCAGUUCCGGUGAGUUCAACGAUGAGGCCACCGAGCUGGGUCUCCCCGGCUACGAUCCCAAGCGGGACUACAAUCCCAGCAAGCACGAUAUGCGCAAGUAUCGCAAAUUGCAACGGUCCGAGGUGGAAGACGUCGCUCUCGGCACCAACCCAGUGGACAGUGAUAGUGAAUUCGAGAUGAAGGACAAGAGCUCGUCACGGGCGAAGAUCAGUCGGACAAUUUCAUUGCAACAACGUAAUUUCAAGCAGAAAAUUGUGGCUUUGCUGAAACGUUUCAAGGCCUCUGAGGAGCUGGAGGGCGAGGUGAGCCGCGGCACAGCAGCACUCCGUGGCGAGCGCGAUUUGGACGCACUCUUCCAGGAGCUGGAAUCGCUGUCAUGCUGCGAGGGCGACGAUUCCGGCCCCGAUAUGGACAGCUUGUCUAUUGGAUCGACACCAAAGCCCUCGCUGCGCCCGUUCUUCACCAAUUCGCGGAUAAUGCUGCACGACAAUAGCGCCGGCGGUGGCAACUUUGAACGCAGAUCAUCGGAUAAAAGCGACCAAUUGACCAAUUCGUCAUUCAAUUAUGAUAAUACUAGACAAAAAUGCAUUCAUUUAACAAACAAUAACAAUAAUUCGGCAACAACACCAGAUCGCCCGACAGACUAUCGAAAUGACAGCUCUGGCAAUGAGGGCAACGCUUUUAAUACCGAUGGCCAGAACUCUGACCCGCAGAAUAGUCCUCCGCGCAGCGAUAAGGACUACAUGCGUUUGCAGCUGCUGCAACAACAACAGCAGCAGCAGUUGACUCCAGUGAGCGGUGGCGGCAACAGUGGCAGCGCCUUCACUUUCAGCGAGAAGCGUUCGCGUCUGUUCCGCACAUCCAGCAACACGCCAAGCGGUGCUGGCAGUGGCGCCGCCGGCAGUGGCGUUGGCAUGGGCAAGAAGAAGCAGACACUUAGCUUAACAGCUGAGCCACGUUCAGUAUUAGAGACAUGUCUGUCGCCGACAAAUGUGGAGCCGCGCAAAUUGUUGCUCGACCAGUUGAGCCGAAUAUUCGCCAGCGAGGAUACAAAUCUUCCCGAUGUGGUCACACUAAUUAGUCCGCCUGAGGCGCUGAGUGGCAGUGCACUAAUGCCCAAACUGACAACGCUCUUGGCGAACUCCUUCAAGCCGGCUUUUGUACCACAAAACACGGCGGAGGUGAAGGCGGUACUCCAGGCCCUAAUGGGCAAGAUACAGAAAUACUGCAACUCGAAUGCGAAGCCACCAAAUACGGUGAAAAUUUUACUAUUGGGAGGGGAUUGGCUGCAGGGCGCAGCCUUACGGCACUACGUUGAGCUAAUGGGAGUGCGUCCACCGGAUUGGUUGAAUCAUUUGCGGUUCUACAUUGUGCCGAUCGGCAGCGGCAGCACAAUAGCGCGCUAUCUCAGCCAAGUCGACUUGACGUAUGGUGCCAUGUUUGGCUCGGACAAUUGGUACCAGUUGUGUGAGCGCGUAGCGGCGACUGCGGCGGCAGUUAGUGCCGUAACGACAGUGAAUGCUUCGGCGUUGUCAACGACACUGGGCGACUCGGUGACCGCGAAUAAAUCCGAUAUUGUGGAGAUGGUGCAACGCAUACAGCGUUACCUACACGCCGCUGGACCAUGCACCCAAAUUCCCAUUGGUGAGGCAAUGGUCAAUUACAAGGACGAGGACUCACGUCAAAUAUUCGUGCCAUUUGUUAGUGAUGUACGCAUUGGCUACUUGGAGGGCCCACAAGUCUCACUCGAUCUCGAAGAGAACGCCACGCAAACGGGCAGUUCAGGCGCGCAGCAGUCUCUGAAUAUGUCAAGCGCCAUACCCAUUGGAAAUAGCAAUGUCACGAAUUUAUCUGGCAUCGCCGGCGGUGUUGGGGGCAAUACUGCGCCAUCCGGUUCGCCACCGCAGAGCGGUAGGAUCUCACCCCCACAGCAAACGCCACCCUCCUCGGCGAAUGCGCUACGCGAUCGCGGCGGCGAUUCGAUCAACACCCCGACAGCGCAGUCGAGCGCUGCGUCCGAGUCGGUGGAGCUGCAAGUAGAUUACUGGCCCAUUAUGCGACCGGGUGAUUACACGCCCAAAGAAAAGAGCAUCACGCGUAGCGGUGAUCAGGGUGGCAAGAGUAGCAUUAAGAGCACAUUUAGGAAUCUACAGGUUUGGCGGCUACCGCAGAAUGCCCAAUUAGGCGAAAUGUCGCAUGGCAUGACAGUGAAUUUCGCAACCAAAGAAAAGAAACAGAAACAAAUUAUGCGUCUGGGCAAGAAGAAGGAAAAAGACCGCGAUCUCGAAAAGGAGCAGUGCGUCGAAGGUGUGGCUCGCUUGAUUUGCUCACCAAAACCGUCGCACCCAGUACCUUUAAGAGUUUUCAUUGACGGCACCGAAUGGACUGGUGUGAAAUUCUUCCAGUUGUCAUCGCAAUGGCAAACACACGUAAAGAAUUUUCCAAUUGCUCUUAUUGGUUGUACGCCAAUGUCUUGUUCUGAGAUAUCCUAGUCAUUUUAAUAACAAAAAUUUGAGCCGAUAAAAAUAUAAAAUAUUUAACAUUAAUGUAACAAUUCUACUUAUAUAAUAGCAGAUACCUUUGCAAAUAUCAUGUAAUAGCUACGUUGGUUAUCAUAUUGUACGUAAUACCUACUACUACUACAACCGAGUACAAUAAUUGAAUAAUAUUGUAUUAUAAAUGUAUGCAUCCAACACAUCUACAUAUUCAAAGAGCCCUCACAACUGCAUCAUAAGCUUACAUAUAUAAGCAGGGCGCCUGUGGGUUCGUGAAAAAUAGAAUUUACCGAAAAGACAGGAAUGAACUCAGAAGGCAAAAACCCCACAACUUUAUUUUAGUGAAACCCAAUAAUUUAUACAAUGACUUUUUCAACAUUUUGUGGCAUCAACAUGGUUCGCCUUGCAAUUUUGUUUACGAACACUGCUAUAUAAAGAUAUACAUAUACAUAUAUAUAUUUUUUAUUUGUAAUCCAUAGAAACGCGUUAAGAAACCUAUACUUAUACAACCUUAUUUUUUAUUGUAUUUAAAUAACAACUUAUUUUUGAGCUGAUUGUAGAAAUAAACGAAAAAUAUUUAAUAUUACAUGCGCUUACUUACAUAUAUGUAUAUCUCGUGUGUAUGCGCAUAUAUAAUAUUUAAAGGAAACUAAGUGAAUUGCGAAACUAAACCAUGCUUGCUAACCGUAGUAAAGUAGUAUCUACAUAACAUAUAAUAUACAUACAUAUAUACAAAUAGAACAAUGGUAGCUACGCCGACAAUGUGUUAAAUGCAAUAAAAAACUUGAUUAACGAGAUACAAGUAUAGCAUACAAUUUAUAGCUUCCUACUACCACCAGCCAUAUUGUAAUACUAAAUAAUGCUAAAUGUUAAAGAAACAAAUACAGUACAUACAUAUACAGUUGAUCAGAAUUAACAGAAUUAACAGAAUUAUUAACGUACAAUUUAAACGCAUAAGUGAAACUGAAACGUAAAUUAACAUUAAAAUGCCACCGUGUUCAGUGCGCUGCGGUGACUGAACUCCAACGAUUUUCCAUCAAUAAAACACCUGUAUCCGAAUGUUUCCUUAUUAAAUAGUAGAUAUUAAAUAAAUAAACAAAAUACAAAUCGAAAAUAUUAAGAAUCGAGUUAGCAUAAAGUACAUAACCGUUGACCGUUCUACACAGAAUGCAGAACUUUUUGAAAUCUCGAUGUAAUGUAGCGUAAAUUAACACACAAAAAAUCAAAUUAUUAAAAGACUCGGAAAACUGUAGCAGUGGUUUAUUAAACCCGUUAUGUUACUCAUUUUACAAAAUUUGUAUUUUUUCAAUUCAUGUCAUCCAUCACUUUCAAAAUCGUCGCUGAGCAACUCUGACACGAGUAAAUAUUCAAUACUCAGUAACUGUAAUAACAAAUUAUUGUUUAUAAAUGAGAGAGGCGAUGCUUUAUUUCUUCCUGCCUGGAAUAAUAUUAACAUCACAAACUAACAACUCAAAUCUGUUAACUGAAUCUAAAAACAUAUUUCUUCCUUAGAUACAUAUAACCCAGACAGCUUAAAUACUUUUUUUUCGAAUUUAUUCAUUGUUAAUAGAUUUAAAUUUUUUUUAUAUAUAUUAGUUAUUAUGUUAUUAUCAUCCGAUUUUGUAAAGAGACUGCGCAAUUGAACUCAGCCGUUACUUUAGUUUUUUUUUUAUUCGCUUUGAGUAAAACAAAAUGGAAAUUAUCACAAACCUCAGUCGAAGUCCAUUGACUGGUUGUAGACUAAAACCAAAAACCAGUGGCGUGUUUGAAUGAGGAUGAGGACUCCUUAAGUGAGAGGACGCUUCAAAAUUGUAAUGAAACUCUAAUUGUUGUGAUCUAGAGUAAAAGUUGUAAUGUAAGAACAGCAAUAUUUGUAGAGAUGUCUCAAGAUGUAGAUGUAUCUCAAGUGCGAUAUGUAAAUUAAGUAUAUUUAGUGAAAUGUUUAUCCAUAGCAUUGUUUGCUCCAAAUGCUGUCGACCAGUACCAGCAGGUGCGCAUUGUAAUUUAUUUGUUGUGCUCCAACUAAAAAAAAAAUUAUGUGGUUGGACUUUGGAUUGAUUAGGUAUUUAAACUGUCUUCAUAUACAAAAUUUUUAACUUACUAAAGUAUAUAUACUCGUACAUAUGUACAGCAUGCAUGCGCGCAUGCCCAUAUAUGGCAGUUACUCUCGUUCCAUAAGUUCUGUGAAUGUUUAUUAGAAUACUUCACAUAAAAAUUUGCAUAAAUAUUUAAAAGUUAUAAUUAUAAAAUAUAUACAUACAUACUAUAUUAUAUAUACCUAAUAAUAUAUACAUAUUAUAUAUAAUACGAAUUAUUUAAAACAUUAAACAAAUAAUUAAAUUAGAAGACACGAAAUUUUAAAUGUUUCGUCAGUGAGAAAGGUGCGAGCAAGAAUUAUGCAAUAUAAGAGAAAGUGAUGAUUUAUAGCGUGAAAGGAGAAAUUGAAAUAAAACAAGUUGAAAUUUAGUCUAUAAGCAUUUUUAAUAUAUAAUAAACAAAAAUAAUAAAUAAAUAAAAGAAAAGACUUGAAAUAAUACAUAAAAAUAUAA
Messenger RNA from Zeugodacus cucurbitae (melon fly), 6631 nucleotides. It is a transcript of the gene KrT95D, whose product is annotated as phosphofurin acidic cluster sorting protein 2. Bases 507 to 4079 code for a protein of 1190 amino acids. The record is from RefSeq and is a predicted model, not a curated record. Gene Ontology annotation, biological process: protein localization to plasma membrane. Lineage: Eukaryota; Metazoa; Arthropoda; Insecta; Diptera; Tephritidae. The transcript is spliced from 12 exons.